CAAUAGUACAGUGACUAGUAUCCAAUAUGCGCCGUCAGCACCGCUGGGUGAUAUAUGCUUCUUCUCAAUCCAAGAAACCCUAGCCACUCUACGCUAUUCGCUGAAAUUUUCUGAUCAGUUUUCCAAUCCCUAGGGCAUGGCGCUAUCCGGUGUGAUGCGGAGGUCGAUCCGGCGAUUAAAGGACCCGUUACAGUCACAAUGCGUCGUCCUGAUAGCUUCGCUGAGAUCGCACAUAGUCGGUCCCACUCUGAGCGAGGCUGGCGUCAGCAGCUCGUAUCGCGAGCCGGUUUAUUCCGUUAUCCCUGACGAUUUCCGUCCAAGUUCGUUCCUUACUGGUUCGUCCAACGGCAUUCCGCCCUUUGCUUCCAGAUCGCCGUCCGAUUCUGAUCCAACGGUAGGAAGCAUCGCUGAUCUACGAUCUGAAGAUAUUUCUACGGCUCAGAUCCUUCCAGAUUCUCGAAAAUCGGCCCACAAGUCGUCCCGCGUUCAUCCACCUUAUAAGGUCUUCUCAAGUCCCGUACAAUCUCCAACCACACAGUACUUAUCCAACCAUAUACACUGGAGACAGGAGGACGAAGAGAGAGGAACAUUGGAACAAGCCUCAGCAUAUACACCUAGAAUUAGACCUGGGCCUAGCUCUCCUGUCUGGGUUGCGCAGUACCAAGCGGGCACAGGAGCUUGUACGGCACGGGACUUGUCGCCUAGCUUUGCUAGGCUAGCCAGCAGUACAGCAGCAGGCAGCAACGGUGACGGUAGUAGAGAUGGCAACAGCAGCAACGCCAGCAGAAGCAUUAGUGACAGUACCAGCACCAGCAGCGACAGCAGCAGCGACAGCAGUGCUAGAAGUGGUAGCGGCAGCAGCGGUGGUGAGAGUGCAUCGUGGAUAGAGCGGUAUUUGCCAGCCCCAGUGCAGCCGUUUGCUCAUCUGGCUCGCCUGGACAAGCCCACUGGCACGUGGCUGCUCGCCUGGCCUUGCUUCUGGUCCAUCGCCCUGGCUGCUCCAGCAGGCGCUCUCCCCGACCCUUUACUCCUCUUCCUCUUUGGCUCGGGAGCAGUGCUCUUAAGAGGAGCGGGCUGCACCAUCAACGAUCUGCUUGAUCAAGACUUUGACGCCAAGGUGGCGCGAACCAGGACCCGCCCUCUGCCUGCCGGGGCUGUCACCCCCCUCGGUGCUUCAUCUUUUCUCGGGUUACAGUUACUGCUGGGGCUGGGAAUACUGGUGCAGCUGAACACGUACAGGUGAGGUCGUUUUCAGCGCGUCAGACAGUGGUGCAGGAUAAGUGGGUGGAUCAUGGAGCAAGGGUAUUUCUGCAUGUUACAGGACGCGAUGUGAGCGUGAGGCUGAAGGGAGCCACGCAGAAGUGCCGCCAUCUUGUGAGUACAUGCUUGUGAGCAUUUGUGCAGUGCAGUGCAGCCCGUGCACUCGUUGCCCCCGUUCUACCCAUCGUUCUCUCUCCCGGGUCCACUACCUCUGCCUCGUGGUGCGUGCCUCGUGCAGCCAGGUGUUGGGAGCAGCAUCACUGCCCCUCGUCUUCUCCUACCCCCUUACGAAGCGAUUCACUCACUGGCCUCAAGCUUAUCUCGGUCUUGUUUUCAACUGGGGUGCUCUUCUGGGCUGGGCGGCAGUGCACGGCUCGCUGAACCUGCCAGCUGUGCUGCCGCUGUAUGCGGGCGGCAUCUGUUGGACGCUAGUGUACGACACUAUCUACGCUCACCAGGACAAGGCGGACGACAUCACUGCAGGGGUCAAGUCCACAGCGCUGCUCUUUGCCCACCGCACGCCCCUCUACCUCUCCCUCUUCGGCGCAGCAUCCAUCGCCAGCCUGGCUGCUGCUGGCUCUGCUGUCAACCUUGGCUCCCCAUACUAUGUGGCACUGGCAGCGGCAGGGGCACACAUGGCCUGGCAGAUAGCAUCCACAAACUAUGACAACCGGGAGGACUGCUACUCCAAGUUUGCUUCCAACUGGACAUUCGGCGCUCUGGUCUUUGCUGGCAUUGUGGCUGGCAAGCUCUUUGGUGUGUGAUCCUAGAAGGCGUUUAGUCUGCUGCACUGGGAGUGGCUGUUCCAGUGUGUAACAGAGCGUGUUCAAUAACAAAAUGGUGUUCACUGGAUAAUUCGUGAAGCACUUAUGAGCCUAUUGUUAGAGUAGCUGGAAAAGUGUGACUAAGGGAAGAUGUCGAGGGAUACAAAACUAGGGCUGUACUCGUUAAGAACUAAGUUAGCUAUGCUGAAAACAAAUAUGACCCAGCUAA
Molecule: messenger RNA, 2253 nt
Organism: Closterium sp. NIES-67
Lineage: Eukaryota; Viridiplantae; Streptophyta; Zygnematophyceae; Desmidiales; Closteriaceae
Source: the annotation of a GenBank genome assembly